CUGAAGCAUUUGAAGCGUCAACUGGACCGCAGCCUGUGACAACCACUGACAGGAUUAAGCCGUUCAUUCUUCCUCUCUCUCUUUUCUAUCAUUUUUUGCUCUCUUUUCCUUUCCGUCGUUUAUCAAAAAUUCGCUUCAGUAGACUGCGAUAACAAUGUCAGCUAUAAAUUUAAAGACGCUCUCUCAUGCGAACAUCCUGAAAUUUUUUAAUUCGUUCGACACCGUGUUAACCGAUUGCGACGGCGUGCUGUGGAUGCACAUGACGCCCAUACCGAAUUCCUCGAAUGUCCUGAAUCUGUUUCGCAAACUUGGCAAACGGGUCUUUUAUGUGACCAACAACAGCACCAAGACCCGCGAUGGCUUGGUGGAUAAAUGCAAAGCUCUAGGAUUUGAGGCAACCAAGGAUGAUAUUUUGUGUACUGCUAAUCUGGCGGCUUGUUACUUGCAAGAUCUAGGCUUCCGCAAAAAAGUCUACGUUAUUGGUCCUGAGGCAAUCGCAACCGAAUUGGAGCAAGUCGGUAUCUCGUGUUGUGGAGUAGGUCCGGAUGUAGCCAAACAGAACACCUCAUAUUCCUCUUUCAAAAAGGAUCCCGAAGUGGGUGCUGUCAUAGUUGGCUUCGAUGAGCACUUUAGCUAUCCGAAAAUGGUGAAAGCAGCUACAUAUCUGAGGGAUAAAAAUGUACAUUUUAUUGGCACGAAUACGGAUGAAAGAUUUCCAGUUUCAAAUCAUGUCGUUAUACCCGGCACGGGAAGUCUAGUUACGGCAAUAGAAAGCUGCUCGGAGAGGAAAGCGGUCAUCAUGGGUAAACCAGAGGAGUACAUGGUCAAGAUGUUGACAACACGCUCUACCUUUGACCCGCAGCGUACGUUAAUGAUCGGAGAUCGGUGUAAUACGGACAUACUCUUCGGGACACGCUGCGGCUGUAUAACUUUACUGGUUUUAACCGGAGUAAAUAACUUGUCGGAUAUCGAAAAAUGGAAGAAGUCCAAACGAAAAGAGGAACAAGAUCUCGUACCCGAUUACUAUAUACAUGCGCUGGGCGAUUUAUUAUCAUAUUUAAAAGAACUAGAAACUGAACUGUGAAUUUAGGACUUUAAGUCAUGAAUAAAGAAAGUAUCGAAAUACAGUUAAAGUGGUAACAUAAGAAUUUUUGAAGCGUGUUGCAAUUUCUAUAUACAUGGGAGAUAACGCACACACACAUGCACACAUUAAUAUGUAUACAGAAUUUUCUUAUAGGAUGUUUUUCAGUAGAAUAUAUUCCAGGAAUUUGUGCCAAUUAUGCUCAAGUUUCUUUUGUACAUAAAUUUUUAUGCAUAAAAAAUAUAAAAAAUAUAAAAAUAA
Ooceraea biroi (clonal raider ant) is the source of this 1342-nucleotide messenger RNA. Its product is annotated as glycerol-3-phosphate phosphatase. Gene Ontology annotation, cellular component: cytoplasm. The record is from RefSeq and is a predicted model, not a curated record. Gene Ontology annotation, molecular function: phosphatase activity. NCBI's taxonomy places the organism in Eukaryota, Metazoa, Arthropoda, Insecta, Hymenoptera, Formicidae.